This is a messenger RNA of Solanum stenotomum, 1001 nucleotides long. Its product is annotated as ribosomal RNA-processing protein 8. Gene Ontology annotation, molecular function: methyltransferase activity. The transcript is spliced from 9 exons. NCBI's taxonomy places the organism in Eukaryota, Viridiplantae, Streptophyta, Magnoliopsida, Solanales, Solanaceae. Bases 70 to 897 code for a protein of 275 amino acids. The record is from RefSeq and is a predicted model, not a curated record. Gene Ontology annotation, cellular component: nucleolus.
CCCGUUAGUAACUAUCCCUAAACUCAACAGCAACAGCAGUAGAAGCAGAAGAGAGAAACUUCAGAGGAGAUGAAAGAAGCAAAGCGGAGUCGUAAACGGAAGAGAGGAAAGGUUCAUAAGAAGUCUACUACUCAGGCCGGAGACGAUCCUUCUAAGGUCUCCGGCGUGAAUCAGUCUAUGGUUUCGAAUGUGGCGAUCUCAAAAACUAAGAAACCUUUGUCUUUUCUCGAUAAGAUGAAGGCGAGAUUAUCAGGAGGACACUUCCGUAUGCUUAAUGAAAAACUCUACACUUGCUCUGGAGAUGAGGCGCUCAAUUAUUUCAAGGAAAAUCCGGAACUUUUUAAUGUGUAUCAUGCAGGGUAUCAGGAGCAAAUGUUACAUUGGCCAGAAAAACCUGUUAAUAUAAUCACAAAAUGGCUAAAAGAUCAAAGCCCUUCAUUAAUUGUUGCUGACUUUGGCUGUGGAGAUGCACGGCUGGCAAGAAGUGUGAAGAACAAAGUGUGGUCUUUGGAUCUUGUUGCACAUGAUCCUUCAGUCAUUGCUUGUGACAUGUCAAAUACCCCUCUAGAGGCCUCAUCAGUUGAUGUGGCCAUCUUUUGCCUUUCAUUGAUGGGAACCGAUUAUCCAAGCUUUCUUCAGGAAGCACUCAGAGUUCUUAAACCCAGGGGGUGGCUUUUGAUAGCAGAAGUUAAAAGCAGGCUUGAUCCAACUACAGGAGGAGCAGACCCAAACAAUUUUUUGAAAGCUAUUUGUGAGCUUGGGUUUACCAUUGAGUCAAAGGAUUUCUCUAACAAAAUGUUUGUGCUGUUCUACUUAAAGAAAAAGGAAAAACAGAAUUCAGUAGACAAAGAGAUUAAUUGGCCUGAGCUCAAGGCUUGUAUUUAUAAACGGCGCUAAGCUUGGCCAUAAUAUGGUCUAAGAUUUUACUAUAGUCCCUGUUCAUUAUGGAGUUUGGUUUAAACUUGUUGCUAGAUCUCACUCAUUAUUUCAACCCGUGCUCC